AGCGUUGGGGGCGGAGGCGGCCUUUAAACCCAGCGUCCGAGGAGCUCGGGGCCAGGAGAGGCCUGACUCCCUUCUCUCCUCCGGGGCCAUGGCGGGCGGCGAGGGUCCCUUGGCGGGGCGCGUGUGCGUGGUGACGGGCGCCUCCCGGGGCAUCGGGAAGGGCAUCGCGCUGCAGCUCUCGGCGGCGGGGGCCACGGUCUACAUCACGGGGCGGAACCGGGAGGCGCUGGAGGCGGCGGCGGCGGAGGUGCGGGCGCGGGGCGGGAAGUGCGUGCCGGUGUCGUGCGACUCGUCGAAGGAGGCGGAGGUGGCGGCGCUGUUCGAUCGCGUGCGGGCGGAGCAGGGCGGGCGGCUGGACGUGCUGGUGAACAACGCCUUCUCCGGGGUGGGCGCCCUCACCGCCGAGGCCGGCAGGCCCUUCUGGGAGGGCGCCUCGCCCGCCGCCCUCUGGGACCAGGUCAACGGCGCCGGGCUCCGCGGGCACUACCUCUGCGCCGCCCACGCCGCCCGCCUCAUGGCCCCCGCCGGCAGGGGCCUGAUGGUGGUCAUCUCCUCGCCCGGGGGGCUGCGCUACAUGUUCGGCGUCGCCUACGGCGUCGGGAAGGCCGCCUGCGACCGCUUAGCCGCCGACACCGCCGUGGAGCUGAGGCCCUUCGGCGUCGCCUCCGUCUCCCUCUGGCCAGGCCUGGUCCGCACCGAGGCCCUCGAGGAGACCGCCCAGAAGGAUCCCUCCCAGGGCUCCCCGCUUUUCAAGAAGCUGCGAGAGAAGCUGGGCGUCAUCGGGGAGUCCCCCGAAGUGAGCGGGAAGUGCGUGGUGGCCCUGGCCUCCGACCCGGGCGUCCUCCGCCACUCGGGCAAAGUCCUGCUCACCCCGGAGCUGGCCCGACGCUACCGCUUCAAGGACGUCGACGGCAGGGAGGUCUUCCACUACCUCUCCGUCCGGGAGCUCCUCUCCGAAGCCGUGCCCAGCAUGGCCCCCCUCUUCCGCCUCCUCAUCCCGGGCUUCGUCACCGUCCCCAAGUGGGCCCUCUCCCUCUACGCCAGCAAGUUCGCCGUCUACCGCCCCAUCCUGCACUCGCCCCCCAAGGCCUCCAAGAAGGACUGAGGCUCCAGCCAUCCCUGGUCCCCAGGCGCAGCUCUUCAAGGGAUGUUUCUUUUUGGGACUUCAUGGCCCAGAAUCCCAGGCUGAGGCCUCUGGGAGAUGGAGUCCAAAAGCACAGUUUGGGGACCACUGCCCUACGCUUUGACAAACUCUGCCCUUCAGCCCCCAGAAACCUCAGCCAUGUUGGCCAAUAGCCUGGGACUCUGGGAGAUGAAGCCCCAAAUCUCUUACAGGGCACAGUUUGCUGACCACUGGCAUAUCUCAAUGCUUUCUGUAACCACAGUACACAGCCUCUUUCCCUUAAAUCCUUCAAGAAGGCCCAGUGCUUGUAUUGGAGACAGUUAGGGGUAUACCUGGCAACUGCAUUGCAUAAGGUUAUGUGUAUGGGGUACAUCUCUGCUUUUUUGGUGGUUCAAGUUUACUGUGUGCCCACAUUUCCAACUGCCUUACUUUAAAUCAUCCAAAGGGGUCAAGUGUAUGUCAUACAUUCUUGCAUUCUGACUGUCCAAGUUUCCAUGCUGACAUUCCUUGGGCAAGAAAUUGUUUCCUCUCAUUUGCAGGGAGGGAAUUUACACGUUUGAAAACUGCUUUGGAAUUUUCCAAUGAAACGAGACGUUUGCUGGAAGCAUGUUUUCUCAAGUUUAAAGAAACUGAUGCCUCUGUAGUAUUUCUUUUUUUCAUGUUGGCUAGAAAACAGUAACUUUAAUGCUAUAUUCUGUUAUUAGUCCAAUCUUGAAGCUUUGGCUGUAUCUUUCAUGUAUUUGAAAUGUGUCCAAACAAGCUGGGAUGCACUAUUUUGCUAUUAAAUAUACUUGGUUUGGCA
Sceloporus undulatus (fence lizard) is the source of this 1925-nucleotide messenger RNA. RefSeq names its product dehydrogenase/reductase 1 (gene DHRS1). The transcript has a single exon. The record is from RefSeq and is a predicted model, not a curated record. Lineage: Eukaryota; Metazoa; Chordata; Lepidosauria; Squamata; Phrynosomatidae. The coding region runs from base 89 to 1105 and encodes 338 amino acids.